Molecule: messenger RNA, 3499 nt
Organism: Podarcis muralis (Common wall lizard)
Lineage: Eukaryota; Metazoa; Chordata; Lepidosauria; Squamata; Lacertidae
Source: RefSeq, a predicted model, not a curated record
GUCUGGGCGGGACAUAUGGCCACGCCUCCGCCAAUAGCAGCGCAGCUAGGCGGGUCAAGAUGGCGGCGCUGGCGGCGCUCGCUAGCUUCAGGGCGCUGCGGCUUUGCGGACGGAGCAGCCAUUCUCUUCCUGACUGGCAUCUGAUAAGAGCCCCAUCCUGCACCACACAGAAUGGUGCCUCCAUGCCACUAAGAGUGCAGUGGGUCGCGUCCUCUGCCUCUGGAGAGACCUUGACUGAUUCCAACGAGGGGCAGAUUUACCUCAGCGAGAACUGUGUGAAGAGAUUGUUGGAGAUUGCAGAAGCAUCUGAGUUUCUGAGGCUGCAGGUAGAAGGAGGUGGCUGCUCUGGUUUCCAGUACAAAUUUUCUUUGGAUACAGUUGUGAAUUCUGAUGACAGGAUUUUUGAACAAGGUGGUGCCCGAGUGGUUGUGGACUUGGACAGUCUGAGCUUUGUGAAAGGGGCUAUGGUGGACUUCAACCAGGAGCUAAUUCGCAGCUCAUUUCAGGUGGUCAACAAUCCACAGGCAGAACAAGGCUGCUCUUGUGGAUCAUCCUUCUCCAUUAAGCUUUGAACAACCAUCUCCAUGCGGACCCUAGUGGAUGCUGAGUGGCAUAUCUCCUUUUCAUUAUGUUCAGCUUCCAACUGGUGUCAGUUGUAUGGUACCAUGCAAAUAGUCUGGACUGAGUCUCGGAUAAGAACUGAUAUCUCCAGGAUUAGGUGUGAAGUGGGCAGGGCACCUGUGUUUUCCUUAAUCCCAAAUGUAUCUUCUCAGUAGGAUUCCUGAUGACUCACUGCAUAGCACUUGAUCACCUUGGGAGAUAUGUGUACAUACGUCUGUAAUUUAACAUAUUUUGGUUUUUUGAAGUGAUUUCCCACUGCAUGUAAUUUUCAUGUAUGUUAAUAGGCAUAUUUUUUUCUGUAUUUUCAUUUGUACCCUGAUGAAUGCACGGCUGAGUUAUUGGGGCCCACAGCUGCUCCCCAACCUCCACACAUUCAAAAGCACCUGUUGCAUGGUGCCUAUAUGCAUUUGAAUGCACUUGAGAUCCUGUACAGAUGAACUGGAACCCUGGGAAAAGGAGCGUUGCUGUGUACAAAGUUUUUAAGGAUUGUCUUGCAAGGGAAUUUUGUUGUGAGGAUGUUGCGAGUACCAAAUGGGGAGAAGUUUAUGUUGCAUAUGUUCCAUAACUUAAGGUUUCCUUUCUCCUUUUGCCUUCUCUGAAUGGUAAACAAGAGGCAUUAAAAAAACCCCACUUGCUUCAUCUUUUGGCCAAGAUGCUCAGUAUUGUUGUUUUAAAGGAAGUGUUGCGUAAUUACAGUGCUAAAUAAUUAAUGCCUUGACUCUGUUUCUCCUUUGAAAUCAGCUGGGAAUUGAAAGCUUCAUUUUUGGAGUAGAACUGGGCUGAGCAGCACUGCAUGCCUCUAGAUAAUUUUUUUGUUCUUUGACCACAGAGGAAAUCCUGUAUCUAAUUAGUGGACUUUUGGAAGGCUCUUUGGAGGUAUUUAUCUGUGAAGGACCUGCAACCGAGUAUUGGUCAUAACAUUUGAUAAAGUGCCUAUAUUUGUGCAUCGUUCUUUGCAGUGACCUUUGUUGUUGCUGAGCUGGGACUGAUUCCCCCCACCCCAGGAACCUCAUCUGCCUUUUGGAUUAAAAAGUUCUCCCUAUUGCUGGAUUUAAUUUCUUACAAGUAACAAAGUGUAAGCUGUAUGUUUCCAAAUGGGAGCAUAAACCAUAUAGACGAAUUAUUAGUUCAUUUGAUGCGUUCAGAAAAACUAAGGUAAUGAAUUGUGUGGCUUGCCUGUUCCUAAAAAAGCAGGUAACUCACAUUUGCUUAUUUUCUUUUAUAUCUGUCAUCUUCAGUUUUAAGGAAGCAGACAUGCUUGUACGAAGAGCGCAACUCCUUUUCCAACGGGUCUGACACAUCUACCCCAAGAAGGAAUCAAAUUUUAAAGUGAAGGGCAUGCCCUCUUUGAGGAAUAGUGGGGCUUUGGGGGGCCGUUUCUGGAGGAGGAAGCCUUGAGAGUAGAGAAACUUGAUCUGCUAACCUGGAGGAUUUGGGGGAGCGGGGGCAGGGUGUGUUAAUUUUCCCACAGUAUGGGGAAAUUAGAACAUAAGUCCCAGAUCCAUUUACCUGUUAUCUCUAGUCCUUUCUACAUAAAUGUCAAUUAAGCCACCUCUUUUUUCCUUGCUCCUCGGCUACAACUGAUAGGGUGCAGAUUCGGAUUCCCUAUCUACUAGAAUUUAUAGCAUUAUUUCACUAGGGGGCAUCCUUAUACUUUGAGAUGCAAAUGGCUGAAGAAAUUGCUUGUGGAAAAUGAUGGCUUGCUUGGUUGUGCUGUGGUUGGAUCUGAGGCUGAGAAGUAGUGCAUAAGUGCUGCUUUGUUUCGAAAAUCUCAUAUUCAGGAGUAUGCUAGGCAGUUGGUUCAGUCUGUGCAAAAUUCUAAAGCCUUGACUGCUGCCUGCUGCUUAAAAGGGUCAUUUCUUGUAGUCCAAAAUGUCCAGCAUAGGGAGGUGGUGGUGUCAAGGUCCUGAAGUAGAGCAAUGCAAAGGAGUGGCAAAGAGGGAGGGGCACGGGUUGUUAGAGCCUUUAACAAAGGAACACAAAUGCAGUUGAGAAAGAGUCUGAUCACAAAUUAUUUCAGAUUCCCUAGGCUAUCUGAGCACCAUGCAGAUUUGCUUCUGCUCCAAAGCAUUCAUGCCCUUAAAAACUUGAGAGCUUCCUGAAUCCCCACUUACUAAAUGAGAAGGAAGGCAGAGAGAUGGUGUAAUAUUUUAAUUGUGUUGAGAACAUGCAAUUUUCACUAAAUGUUUUGCUGAGAGCGGUUGUGUUUUCAAAAUUGCAUAUAAAUCAGGCGUCUGACACAUCUGACCAUAUAUGACAUUUUCACUAUAUUGUGUAUGUUGGUGCAAACCAAUUCAACUGAACAUACCAUCAUGUGUAGAUUGCAUGUAUGCCUAUUUUACCAUAGUUAUACAUUUUGGGCAAGUAAAACAAUCCUGUUUGUGACCUUCACCCCUUAUAGCAAAAGGAUGACCUUGGAUAUGGAUUUUCACACUCUAGAAUUUCUUUCAAGUUGGCUUUGGUAUUCAAGACUUAUACUAUUUGACUUAAAAUACACAGUUUCCUGUUUGAGUGUAGCGAUCUUUUUUAGCUUUAAAGUAUCUCCCAGCCCUCCAGCACCAACUUGGUCCAAGGAAAUCAUUGACUGCUACGGCAUCUGUGUUCAGCACCAAUGUAGGAAUGAGAAGAGUAAGUUCUGUUCUGUGAUCCAAAUUGAGGUGCUCUCAAUGUGGAACCCUCCCAGUGGUGUUGGACUCCGACUCCCAUGAACCCCAGCUCAUGGUUAAGGAUGAAGGGAAUUGUAGUUCAGCAUCUGAAUGGCAUCAUGUUGGCUACCCCUGAUCUAAAUGGUUUGUUUGGUCCUUACAAUGCCAGCAUUCUUAACUCUCACAAUGUGUAAAUGAUGAAUCUUGGAGAAAUAAAUACAAAACUUAAUUUA